Molecule: messenger RNA, 5889 nt
Organism: Diatraea saccharalis (sugarcane borer)
Lineage: Eukaryota; Metazoa; Arthropoda; Insecta; Lepidoptera; Crambidae
Source: the annotation of a GenBank genome assembly
AAACAAGUACAGAGUAAUGAACUCAUUUUGCAAACGAUACGAUCGGACCAAUGUUUAAUAUGGGUUUUUAAUUAAUAUCAAAUAAUCUUAAUCACUACUUUACCAGAAUGCUGACUAUAACAGAUUAUUACUAGUAGCUUCAUUAAACUUUAAACAUUGAAAUUAUUAUACAUAGUAAUCAGUACUAAUUACAAUUAACAAAUCAUAAAAUAUCUAUUUUAAAUUAUGAUGCUUAAGAAUCAAAACACGCAUGUUCAAAAUAGGUACAAAAACAAUUUAAUCAUUAUUUAGGUUAUAGAUAAGAUUUCAACAUUAUGAAUAUUAUAAUCGUCGUUAUAAGUAAUAUCAACGUAUAAUUAAAAAAAAAUUAUUGCACUUAGACACAUAGUUCGCAUUAUUAUGAAUUUAUGCAGAUCUUUACUAUUAUAGGUACUUAUUAUAUUAUCUGUGCCUUAAGUUUUUUUCUAUAUUAACCUCAUCUCUUCAAAAAGAGUUAUUUGACUAAAAGCAACAAUCUGUAUCGGUCAAAUGUUAUACAGAUCACCAAGCGCGUGCGGUGUGGCACGAUGGUUGCGUGAGCGGUCAUCAUGCGCCUCUUCCGCGGGCCGAAGCGCAGGGAAGUGACCGCGCCGCGGGCCGCCGCGACGCCGUCUCCGCGCAGAGACGUCGCCGUCCCCGCCCCCACCGCCUCCACCGCUCACACGCACGACUUCACGCUUGUUACCGCUCUACCCGCUAUGGUCAUGGAAGACGAUGUAAAAGAGAUGAAAAAAGGUAUACUGACGAAUACCUUGAAAAAAAAAAUAGUUAACCAAUUUAAAAGCAAAGUCCAUCAAUUGAGGAAUGACCCAACUAUUCUGCUUUAUUUAUUAUUUUUUUACCACUACUUAUCUCUUUUGAUUCUUUUAUGCACAGUACACAUAUUAUUUAUAAUAGAGACGGUUUUCUAUGAAUUUACAAUGUUGAUAUUUCUCUUUUCAGUGUUUGCAACGUGGGGUCGUCGAAUGGGAAAAAAAUUAGAUAUGCUGAAAAAAGUUGACGCGAAAGAACCUAUCGAGGAUUCACCAACUAAAUUGAUUGACAAGGAUUGUGUUGACAAUUCAUCAACUCAUUCUACGAUAACAGGCCAAUAUAAAAAGAAACAACACUGGAAAAUGGGUCGUAGUAGUUCUGAUUCGACCUCAUUGAAGAAAGAUAAUGGAGAUACAGAUUCUAUUCGAAGUACGUCAAGAGAUAGAUCUCCUAGUCCUUUCAAAUCUUUUUUUCAUAGAAUGGGUUCGACUGGAAUGUUAAAUUCUUCAAAAUCUCAAUCUCUCAAUGUGCAUAAAAGCAGUGAAAAUUAUCCUGUAGCUAAUGGGCCCUCUUUGUACCGCAGUUGUUCUACUUCACAUCUCUCAACUUAUGUUAAAGCAGAUGAUCCUUCUGAUGAUAUUGAUCUACAAAAUGCAGAUAAUGAAAACAAACAUCCUCCGACAAAACAAAAUAAUAUACUAAUAGAAGAAAAAUUAGUAACAGCCUCAACUAAGGCCAUUAGUUGCGACAAUAUUCCUAAUUUAGAAGGACAGCCUAACAAUGGUACAUGCAAGAAGCCCAACUUUCCUUACGCAUUUUUGAGAUCAAAAUUAUCAGUGUUACCAGAGGAAAACAGUAUAACUUCUCAACAAAGAGCUAAUUGUGUUAGACAAAGCUUUUCAGAGAGAUUAGAUCGUAGAUCACCGAAAUUCAGAAGAGAAAGAUUACAUUUAAAUAAUUCAAGGUCUGAAGAGCGAUACCAAAGUAGUGACAGCAUAUCUAUUCAUGAAGAUAACAUGUUAAUGAAUAGUGUAUUAAGAAAUGAAUAUGAUUUCUCUAGAAGUUCUAUGAGAAGCAUAAAUGAGAUAGAUAAUAAUAUGUAUCCCAUAAGACGAAUAGACGAUACACCAAGACGAUCUUCAAUGAUAUCGCAUCGACCUCCUUUGGAUUAUGAUCCAAUGCUCAUUCCAAGAAAUAGAAAUAGUUUGCCGGUUUAUGAGUAUAACUCCAUUUUAGGAUCAAUGAAAGACUUAAAAACUGAACUAGCAUCAUCAUCACAAAGUAUUCACCAUCCCCCAGAGACCGGUGAAGUUCUACAAGCACAUCGUUUGAGUAAUUAUGUGAGUUCUAAUGAAUCUGGAUAUGACAGUGACGGUCGACCAACAGAUGAACAUAGUAACCACUCCCCGCCAGGCUACCCUUGUCACUUGUCAUUUGGCUCCGGUAGACCAGAUAAUGACUCUAACUCUGAAGGAAAUCGUAGUCCUUUUAGCAGACAGCUAAGUUUUAACCAUAAAAUCAAUGUAAGCAGAGUUCAGAUUCCUAUGAGACGAAGUUCUACUCCAUGUGCUUUAUUUCCCAUUGAACAAGGAACAUCGUAUGAAUAUGAAACUGAAAACAGAGGAAGUUAUGAUAAUUAUAGCACGACCAAGGUUAAUUCUCAAAAUAUGUUAGAACAUAAUGAUAGCAAACCACCACCACUACCAAAGAAGACUGUAAACAAAAAAGCGCCUUAUAUCUUUAAAACUAUUACAUUAGAUGACCGUGUUCACACAAGGAAAAACAAAUUCUACAACUCAUUAGAAAAUAGAGAGAAUUCAAACAAUUUUAAAGAUUUCUCAAAAGUGGCAGUUUCGAGCAAUUCCGUAUCAGAAACAGAUAUAUUUGGUAGAGGGCCGUGUACAAAACGAUUCAGAAAAAUAAGAUUGUUAAAAUCAAGAUUAGAUGAAAGUUUAGGCGUGUACUUAGCACAGCAUAGGGUAGAUUUUGAUAAUACUGGAUCAAAUUAUGAAAUAAGGUACAUAGUAGUGAAAUUAGAUUUUGAUGGAAUAGCUCAUAGGGAUGGCAGAUUGCGCAUUGGUGACGAGAUAGUUAAUGUAAAUGGAAGAGUUUUGCGCGGUUUGUCAUCUUUAAAAGAAGUUCAACAUAUAGUGAAUUCGUGUUCAACUGAAACUUCCAACGAAGACGGUUCAUUAUUUCAAAGAUACCAAGUUGAUCUUGUAAUGGCUCAUGAUGAAAUAACUCCAAUAAAUUUAAGUCGAAUAAUAAACAGUCAACCUACCGAGGGCAGUCCCGUAAAAUCAUCAACAUUAAAUGUGCCACCAGAUAUUAUAUCACAAACCGUACACAAACCAUCAUUUUCUAAUCAAAUAACUAUCGAAACCCAUUUCCCAAGUGAUAAUCAGUAUUACAGCCCAAAACAUACCAGCAGUCAAGGAAUGCAAGAAUCUAAUAUCAACAUAGAAUCACAGAGCAAAUGUGAAGUAGUUAAUAAUGGAAACAUACAUCCUAGCCACAAAAGCGACGAUGAGAAAUUACUCGAAAGAAAUACCUUUACACAGUCGACAGCAUCUUUGCAAAAUGUAACAAAUAUUGAAAUCACUAUGCGAUCUUCGCCAAUACCUAGAAAUCAGCACAAUAAUUACAGACCCAUAUCACUCCAUACCGCUAUACCACAGCCGCUGAUAGGUUAUCCGAUAUGUAACGAUAAUACUACCAACGAAAUUAAAGAAAAUUCUCCUCACUACAUAAAGAAUGUUCCAAGGUUAUAUCAAAAUAGAUCUUUUGAAAGUAUUCCAGAACAGCUGAGGAACAGUAGUAGAAGUAGAUUUUUCAGCAGAGUUGGUUCACAGAGAUGUUCACCGAAUCACAAUUCUCACGUGUCACGACAUCAAGAAUACACAGCGUCUCUUCAUCACGAAAGUCAACAUGGAGGUCACUAUACCCACAAUUCCAUGCAGAGGGUGGAAUUUUGGAAAGGUCCAGGUCAUAAGAGUCUUGGGUUCAGCAUAGUAGGAGGAACCGAUUCACCAAAAGGACAAAUGGGAAUAUUUGUGAAAACUAUCUUCCCUAAUGGUCAAGCUGCUGAUAAGGGUACUAUUUUCGAAGGUAAAAUGUCUUCAUAUUUUCCAAGUUGAGAGAUGCUAUAUAAUUAAAGAUCAAAAUUAAUUUCUUCUUAUAUUUUUAGGUGAUGAGAUUCUAUCGGUAAACAAUGUUCCAACACGUGGUCUAAGUCACGCAGGCGCUAUCUCUCUUUUCAAGCAAGUUAAAGAAGGAAAGAUUGAAUUGACGCUUUCUAGAAGAAGAGCACCUAGGUCCAGAUCGGUGGAACCUCUUGGGAAUUUCCGCGGUGACAGCAAAAAAGAAUAAAACUUCCGAACCCUAUACUCCAAAGAGUAAUUAUAUUAUUGAGUGCAAUAAAUCAUUCAUAAUUUACUAUUUAGCCAAAGGCAAGAUAUCUUAGACGUUAUUGGUAAAUAUCUUAUUAAUGUUAUUUUUUAUUAUUGACUAAUCGUUGUUACACGAAAUAAUGUAAUUAUUUUUUAACUAGAUACCUAUAUUGAACGUUUGAAGUGCACAAUAUCCUAGUUUACGGAUUAUUGGGUAUUAUUAUUACGCUAAAUGCAUUAUGUUGCAUGGUUAACGUUAUGUAGUACAAUAAGUAUUAUAGUCAUCAUGUUAUGCUAAAAUGUUUGUUAGCUUUGUAUAUUGUGGAUACCAUAAGACUGUAUUGUGUACUAUAUAAAUACAUAACUACAUUUUAAACUGUUACUCGAUGAUAUGAUAUUGUUAUAUUUCAUUUAGUACUAGAUCUCGUUAUUCUGUGUACAUAAUCAACAUGACUUAACAAUAUAAAUAUAACAGCAAUGAUCAAAACCGCCAAGAUAAUAAAGAUAGUUCACAAUUAAAUAGACUGAUAUAAAAUAGUAUAGCAAUUUGCGUAAUUAUAUAUGUAUGGUAUAUAUUUCGUGACUACAAAUACCUGCCUCUGCCAAAGCUUUAGGUAUAUAAAAAGUUUGUCUAUCUAACAUAAUAAUACUAAAGUAGACAAAUGCCAUAAAAUUAAUCAAUAAAAUACUACCACAUAUCGAAACCAAAAGUGAUAGUGUUCAAAUUGCUGAUAUAAACAACACCAUCGUCAAUUCUAACAUUGAAUAGCAUGAUGAUGAGAUAAAUAUACAUUUUAUAACGGUGGUGUAUAUUGUUUUAGAUAUUAAUAUUACCGUUCACAAUUAAUAAUGUACCCGAUUUUAAACAAAUAAAGCUUCCAUUGUGUGAUGAUACUCGUAAAAACAGCGUACCAGGUCCGUCCAUAUGAAAUUGUUACAGUUACUUUAUUUGUUUCAAUUAGGCACUUUUGUAUUAAUUUACAGUACAUCAAUUUAUUUAGAACUAUCAAUUUUCUCAAAUUGAUUUCAAACCUUAAUACCUUGACUACAAAGAUUAAAAUCAAUUUCAGAAAUUUGAUAUAUUGUGGUAACCGGUAUCUUUAGCACGAAAAAUUAUCGCUUUUGUAUCGAGCACAAAUGUUAAAUUCCCUUUAUGGAGGUAGGUGGCGCUGUUCAAAUAUCACAUCGUGCUCAAUACAAAUUUGAUUAUCAUUCGCUAAGUGUACUGAAUGCUGCUACUUUUGGCGACCCAGUCUUUUCAACUAUUAGAACUACUACUACCUUAGUCAUAUUUCGAUAUCGGCUCCGAGCCAUUCUUAGAAAUAAAUCAUUCAAAUUGUAAUCAAACUAUGUGCAGUAUUGUAAGUUACAUUUGACAUGUUUUGUAAAUAAAUUAAACGUAAUUUCAUUUUACCAACAAUUUUUUGUAUUACUCUUAUAUUUAAGGAAUAAAACAAUUUUAAUUUGGCCCCGAUUUAUUGAAAACUAAAUAAAAACUACAAAAAAAAUUACAAACUAUAACUAAAAUUACCAUUUAUGUUGUGGCAGAGAUAGUUAUAUCACAUACAUAUCACAGCUUUUAUGAAAAAAUGCUUACAAGAAUAUCUACCACAUUCAAUGACCGCGUGAAAGCUGUCUGUCACAAACGCAGUUUACUUGAUAUCGCACAAGAUGGCCACUCCUCGUAAAAUCCAAUGGUCUGGGUUUU